Nasonia vitripennis (jewel wasp) is the source of this 2907-nucleotide messenger RNA. It is a transcript of the gene kar, whose product is annotated as solute carrier family 16, member 10. Gene Ontology annotation, molecular function: monocarboxylic acid transmembrane transporter activity. Bases 492 to 2234 code for a protein of 580 amino acids. Gene Ontology annotation, biological process: transmembrane transport. Lineage: Eukaryota; Metazoa; Arthropoda; Insecta; Hymenoptera; Pteromalidae. The record is from RefSeq and is a predicted model, not a curated record. The transcript is spliced from 9 exons.
ACGAGCGAAUUCUCGAGUUUCAGCAAACGCGUCGCAUCUCGAGUUAUCGUACACACCUAUAUGCAUCAAUGUUACACGAAUCAUCGAAAGCCUGCACGUGCAUGAGCUUUUCGGAGCAUGAGAGCGUAUGAUACUCCAAAAUUAGUCAGGCCCCGUUCUUUCAUUGAUUAUCCCCGGUGUGAAGAAAAAAUCAGCCGCCUUCGCGUGUCGGGAGUGAAUUAAAGUGGCAAAUUCGUGACUGAGUAAUAGCCACUCUAGCGCGUAUAGCUAUUAGACGCGCGUACAAGCGCCGGUAGAGAGGUUUCCCCUCUCGCCUCUAUACGAGUGCUAUUCGCACGUGGUCGCGGCUGAUGAUCUGUUUUGCUGAUAACUCGAUCCAGCGCACUCCAACUCGCUCGUGAAUCCUGUAAGCUUGUAUACGCGGAUCGCAGUCAAGCUGAGCUUCCAGAGUAAAUCCCGUAAUCUCCGCCGAAGCGGACAGCAUCGACAAGAUGACGAUGACAGAUGUCGAGUCGAGCCAAAAGGAUGUCCAUCAGACCAACGGCUCAGUCCGCGACCAGGAGAACCAGCCUCUGAGCGAGUCCGAGGAUGACACGCAAGUCGUCAACGGCGGCAAGAAGCCCACGGUUGUGAGGUCCAGGACACCCGAGCACAAGAACGGAAACGCGACUGUUCUCACGAUCGACGGCUCGAACAAAGCCGCCGAGGCUAAGGAUGAGGUGGGCAACGGUGAUAGCAGGACGAUGCAUGAGCCUCCGGACGGCGGUUGGAGGGCCUGGUCGAUCAUGGUGGGCAGUUUCCUCAUUAACGGCAUACUCUUCAGUGUCAUCAACACCUACUCGUUCAUCUACCUGGACCUGCAGAAAAGGCUGCAGGAAAAAGGCGAGACCGAAGUGUCGUCGAAAGCUGCUCUGGUGGGAUCCUUAACGAUCGGCACGACUUUCUUUUUGUCACCCAUCGCCGGUAUUCUCACGGACAAGAUCGGUAUUCAGCUGACGACGUUCCUGGGAGGUGCCUUGGCUGCAGCCGGUAUGGGUCUGUCGUCUCUACUGGUCGACCACGUGGAGUACCUCUGCCUGACUUACGGUGUGAUGUACGGAGUAGGCGCCAGUUUGGCGUAUACUCCUAGUUUAGUCAUCCUGGGACACUACUUCAAACGACACCUUGGCCUAGUUAACGGUAUCGUCACGACGGGUAGCUCGGUUUUCACGAUACUCUUGCCCUACGCCAUGGAGUUCAUGCUCAAGAAAUUCGGCCUCGAGGGCACUCUCAGGGCGCUCGCUGUACUUACGGGAGUCGUCAUGCUGUGCGGCACGCUGUUCAAGCCGAUACACUUACACUCGGCCGAUGAAGAGGAGGAACUGAAGCGAAAGAAGAAGUUCUCUACGAUGCUCAAGGAGACUGUGAACGUGUCAAUUUGGAAGAGAAAGAAGUACGUGGUUUGGGCCAGUGCUAUUCCCAUUGCACUUUUCGGAUACUUCGUACCUUACGUCCAUAUAGGAAAGUUUGUCGAAACGGCCUUCAUAGGUUCCGAUAUGAAAUUGCCCGUCAUGUGCAUCGGCAUAACUUCUGGUGUCGGGCGACUUGUCUUUGGAUACAUUGCCGAUCUGCCCAAAGUCAAUAGAAUACUUCUUCAGCAGAUAUCAUUCGUAAGUAUUGGUAUCCUGACGAUGCUACUUCCCUCAACCAAGCACUUCCCAGUACUACUGGGCAUCGCGCUCUGCAUGGGUCUCUUCGACGGCUGCUUCAUAUCACUCUUGGGCCCCAUUGCCUUCGAUAUUUGCGGUCACAAAGAUGCAGCGCAAGCAAUCGGAUUCUUGCUUGGAAUGUGCUCGAUACCCUUGACUGCGGGUCCACCUAUUGCCGGUCUUAUUUACGACCACACAGGAUCGUAUACCGUGCCGUUUAUACUAGCGGGUAUACCACCGAUAGUCGGUGCCCUGGCGAUGUUCUUCGUAUAUCGUGUGCACGACGAACCGGCGAUCGAGCAAUGUGAUGACGAACUGGGUGCGGCCAAAGAAUCCUUAACCGAUCCCAAGCGACAGAAUGGAAUCACCAGCAGCGCACUGGCUGCGUCGAUGUACUUGAACAGGGAUGAUAGUAAUCACAAUCGUCGCCUCUGGGAGACGAGCGACGAGUAUUCGCCCCUGCUAAAGUGCCGCAGGCCAACAACUACAACAACCUCAACGCCGCUGAAACGUCAAAAAUCGGACGAUCUGAUCAUGAUUCCGUGAAUUGAUCAGCUGUGUAUAAGAGAAAAAUGAUCUGCCGUACACGUUAUGUAAACUCGAAAAACGAUCCUUCUACUCUGAUGUCAAUGUGUGCAUACUACAAAAUAAGCAAAGAGUUCUUUUUUAUUAGUAUUUAUAGUUGCUUAUAAUGUUGUAAUGACACUACUGCAUCACUGGCAUUGCUAUCCAUGCCACAGUUUUGUUCGUUUUAUCGAGGAUAUGGAAGUUAAUUAUUUUUUAUAUUGUUCUCGACGCUGUUAUUUCGUAGAAAAAAACAAAUCAUCUACUUCUGUUGAAGAAUAAUGUUACGUUAUUCAGAUGAAUAGUUUUGAUGUGUCUUUAAAUUUGCUAUCAGCGCUUAGACUACCAUGUGCCUUUUUAUUUGCAAACAUUCUGUAUUUGUAUCGAUUUGAAAAAAUAUUUUACCAUCAAACGAUUAGUUGGUUGUCAAACUAAAGUGUCUAGUGCUUGCGCCAUGUGAUCCUGUAUAACGUUUACUUCCGUCAAUCGCGGAAUCAUUUCUCAUUUUCUUCAACAACUCAUGCUUUGUUUACUUUUUCGUAUUUCUUACAAAAGAUUUUCCGCCCAUCCACUAUAUAUAAUAAUCGAUCGGAGUAAAUGUAGCGUUCUUUAUUUUAUUUCUGCGCGUGGAAUAAGAUUUUUUUAGCGAGAUAAA